This is a messenger RNA of Paramecium tetraurelia, 2211 nucleotides long. RefSeq lists its product as uncharacterized. Gene Ontology annotation, molecular function: protein serine/threonine kinase activity; ATP binding. Gene Ontology annotation, biological process: protein phosphorylation. The record is from RefSeq and is a predicted model, not a curated record. The transcript has 4 exons. Lineage: Eukaryota; Ciliophora; Oligohymenophorea; Peniculida; Parameciidae.
AUGCAGCACCUGUCUCGUCCCCAAUUACAAUUACAAGAGAUAGUGCAAUAGAAUAAUUUCAAAACGUGCACUAAUAAAAGUAAUAAACUCAGCCAAUCUUUUAAUCCCUGCGGAUUGAUCGCCCAAAGUUUGAGUCCAACUCAUAAGGCAAAUCAGAGCACAGGUUUAUAGGGAAUUGACUUGAAAGUGUUAAAAAAAUAAGGACUUCCUGCAUAGGCCAAGCAAUAUUAGCAAGAAUUAUUGAAAUUGAUGAUAAGUCAUAAAUAACUACCAAUUCAGAAAUCAGUUUAAAAAGUGAAUACUUCUGAUACUUCAAAUAACUUAAAAAGUAAUAUAACAACAGACAGCAGAAGAACAAAUUCAAAUUAAUAUCAAAAUUCUAAUGCAUAAUCAACUAAAGGUUUUAUUAAUUUAGCUAAUCAGAUAAUUAUAAUAGUACAUUACGAAAAUUAAUAAAUAAAAUUUCCCAUUGAUCCUUCCAAGACCACAGGUUGGUUGGAUGAAUAUUUGAAAUAAGAAAUUAAGAAACAUUCAAUCCAUCAAUACUCCUCUACAGGUUCCCAACCAGAUCACGUUAAAAUAACUUGUGGCACUGGUAAUGAAUCAACAAACCCUGAGAUCGUCUCGUUCCACACAGUUGAUAAAAACCUGCCUGUCGAUUAUUACUUACAAUAGCCUAACAAACCUCUAGAGAUUUUUAGUGGUUAAACCCUAAACCUAUAGCCAUUUUUUGCCACUCCACAAACUGCAAAGGUCUCAUUGAAAGAUUUCAUAUUUGUAAAAUGCAUAGGUGUGGGAGGAUUCUCAAGAGUGUACAUGGUGAAGAAGAAAUCCAAUGGAAGAUUUUAUGCCAUGAAAUUGAUUGACAAAGAGUUUAUUUUAUAACAUAAAAAACAAGGGAUCGUUCAGAAUGAAAGAGACAUCAUGACAGUAUUGGAUCAUCCCUUCAUAAUUAAAUUGGAAUAUGCAUUUGAAUCUAAGAACUUUAUUAUUUUUGUGCUUGAAUUUUGCAGCGGUGGUGAAUUGUUCUGGCAAUUAAGACAAGUCAAGAGAAUGACUGAAUAUUAGGCCAGAUUCUACUUCACUGAAAUUUGUCUUGCUAUGUUCUAUCUACAUUCACUAUCGAUCGUUUACAGAGACAUUAAGCCUGAAAACAUAUUAAUUGACAUCGACGGACAUAUCAGAAUCGCAGAUUUUGGACUAUCUAAACCCAAUAUGACUGAAGAAGAUUAUGCCUAUAGUUUCUGUGGAUCUCCAGAAUACAUGGCUCCUGAAAUGCUGCUAAAAAUAGGUCACAAUGUUUAAGUAGACCAUUAUUGUCUAGGAGCGUUGUUGUAUGAAUUAGUCACUGGUCUACCACCUUACUAUUCGAGAGAUACUGAAGAAAUCUAUGAAUCUAUUCUUAAUGAAGAACUCACAUUCCCAGAGAAAUUAAAUUUGUCAAAUGAAAUUAAAGAUUUACUUAAAGGGUUGUUGAGCAAGUAACCAUCAGAAAGACUUUGCGCCAAUAAAGGUUUACUUGAAUUAUUCACUCAUCCUUGGUUCAAAGAUUGUGAUUUAGUGUCUAUUCUAUUAAAAAAAGUACAACCUCCCUUCAAACCGAAUCAACUAUAAUUUAAUUAUGAUUCUAAUGAUUUAAUGAAUGGAGAAUUAGAAACAAGAGAGAAACUUCUAGGCAAAACAGGAUUGCAAUAAGAAAUUAAAAUCUUUUAGGAUUUCUACUUUGAUUAAUCAGAACAAAAACAAAUGAAAAUUGAAUAAUCAAAAGUUCUAAAAUAACACUGUAUCAUGAUAACAUCCUUACAAAUGCAAUUACUUCAAAAAUUCAAGACUAUUAGGAAAAGUACAGAACCAAAAGAAUCAAGUAAUUCAAAGCCUCAAUCACCUUACACAGGCUCUCGUUAGAUCAAUCAAAAAUAAAAGAUCCAAUCUGAAUAAAUGUCAUCAUUAUAAAAAAGAAUCAAACAAUCUUCCUUAGGAAAUGUUCAACCAAUUCAACCAAAUUGCAUUGUAAGCCCACAAUAGUCAAAAAUAGAGAGUCUUAAACGGAUCAUUUCACAAAAUAAUUUCUUUAUGGAUCGCUAGAAUACAUUGCCAACCAAUAAUCAUUAGAAUGGUUAAAGUAAAGACAGCAUAGAUUCCUAACUAAUUUAUUAAAACAGUCAAAACAUGCAUAAACGUGUGUUCUCAUUAAAACAAAGAAAAAAAUGA